Cyclopterus lumpus (lumpfish) is the source of this 2183-nucleotide messenger RNA. It is a transcript of the gene chst10, whose product is annotated as carbohydrate sulfotransferase 10. NCBI's taxonomy places the organism in Eukaryota, Metazoa, Chordata, Actinopteri, Perciformes, Cyclopteridae. Gene Ontology annotation, molecular function: sulfotransferase activity. The record is from RefSeq and is a predicted model, not a curated record. The transcript is spliced from 6 exons. The coding region runs from base 382 to 1482 and encodes 366 amino acids. Gene Ontology annotation, cellular component: membrane. Gene Ontology annotation, biological process: carbohydrate biosynthetic process; proteoglycan biosynthetic process.
UCGGAUGUUGUGACCAACGGGGACGCAGCGGGCGAGAGGCGAUGGCAUCGCGUUACUUUUCCUCCACAGUUCGUGCAGCUGUGAAGUUGCUGUAACCCGAGAAGGUAAGACGCGAGGCGGCUCUGGUGCUCUGUCGGUGUGUGACCCUUAACCCUCGCCGAGAAAGACGAGCGUGUUGCCUGCUUCAUAUCUGGGAGGGACAAGUGUGGCUAGCUGUUUGGCUAACCAACUGACAAGCUAGCUAGCCAGCUGACAACUUACUACGCAACCUAUAACGACAAUGGAGACUCCUCCGGCUAGAAACCGUUAGCCGUUAAGCUCCGACGUCAGUUCCGAGACCGGGGUGGGAGCGUCGCUCGGUGUUUCCAUGGCCGUCAGCUGAUGGGCGAAGCGAUGCGGCACCGCUGGCUGCUCCUCGGGGCUUGCGGCUGGGUGCUGCUCAUCCUGAUGUUUGUCAGCAAGUUCAUCAGCUUCAGAGCCGUAGAUGACUAUGGAGAGAUGGUCGGUGCUCAGAGCUGGACAGUGCCGGGCACCAAGGGGCUGAAAAGCAAUCCUGUUUCCAGCCCAGUGAAACCAACCCCGAAGCCAUCGGAUCAGCCCUCAGUGGUACCUACAGUGACCGAUUGGCAGCCAGUCGUUGAGAGGCGAAUGGAGUUGCUCUCAACUGUGUGCAAGAACAUCAGCCUCGGGAAUCUGACGCACGUCGCCAUCAGCAAGUUUGUCCUGGACCGCAUCUUCGUCUGCGACAAACAAAAGAUCUUGUUCUGCCAGACGCCCAAAGUGGGCAACACUCAGUGGAAGAAGGUCCUCAUUGUGCUCAACGGAGCGUUCCCCACUGUAGAGGAGAUCCCAGAAAACCUUGUUCAUGACCACGAGAAGAACGGCCUGCCCCGUCUCUCAUCACUCACGCCGCAGGAGAUUACUCACAGAUUAAGCACGUACUUUAAAUUUUUCAUCGUGAGAGAUCCCUUUGAGCGCCUCAUUUCUGCCUUCAAGGACAAGUUUGUGAAGAACCCGCGCUUCGAGCCUUGGUACAAGCAUGACAUCGCCCCAGCCAUCAUCCGUAAGUACCGCAAGUUCCACCGCGACAGCGACCUUGCCGCAUCCGGCCUGCACUUUGAGGACUUUGUCCGUUACCUGGGUGACGCGGAAGGCCGCCACCGCAUGGACCGGCAGUUCGGUGAGCACAUCAUCCACUGGGUGACUUAUGCAGAUUUAUGCGCGCCGUGUGAAAUACACUACAGCGUGGUGGGUCACCACGAGACACUGGAGCAAGACGCACCCCACAUCCUCAAAGCAGCAGGCAUCGACCAGAUGGUGUCCUACCCGGCCAUUCCUCCGGGCAUCACCCGCUACAACAGGACCAAGGUGGAGCAAUACUUCUCAGGCAUCAGCAAGCGGGACGUCAGGCGCCUCUACGCACGAUACCAGGGGGACUUUCAGCUGUUUGGGUACCCAAGCCCAGACUUUCUACUGAACUAAAUAAUGAUUAACACUGACUAAAAGACUUGAAAUCCUCCUCGCAACAUCUUUGGUUUACUGAGACAGGGGUGUAUUGUAGCUGACUGUACUGGCAGACCGGAAAGCCAGGUAUGCAGGAGACACGCUGUAGUGUUCUUAUUUGAGAAAUAACAGACAUGUAUUGACUGAAAGGUGCUGCCUAAUGUUCAUAUAUUUAACUUUUUACGGAGGGAGGAGCCGUCACAGACGAGUAGUAUCACGUUGUGACAUAAUCUAUCAUUUUGAGGGGGAGGUGGGGGUCGAUAUGAAAAUGAAAUACAGGUACAGAACCCAUUUGCUACCUUCUAUUUAAUGUUCAUGAAUGACUUGGCCUGGUAUCCUGUAAUGUAGCUACUGCACUGCACCGGUUCAAAGGAAAGCUGGACAAUGCUCUGCGUUUUGACAUCUUCUGUCUUUUUCUGUACCUCUUGCUGUCAUGCUAGACGUAGGCGAAGCUAGUCUGUUCAGGGAUUCAAAAAAAAUUUUGGACAAAGAGAGUGAACGCUGAGAAUAUAUGACACAUUUAUUGAGUAUUUUUCAUUUAUAAGAGCUACAAAUUAGCAUUAACUUUUUAUAUAUUUUUUUUAACCAGUUUUUAUUAAAGGGAUAGUUUGGAUGUUUUGUGUCCAUGGUCAGUAAAACACCCAAACUAUUACUCUUCAAAUAUCAUGAACAUACUUGAA